Cheilinus undulatus (humphead wrasse) is the source of this 2277-nucleotide messenger RNA. RefSeq names its product S100P-binding protein-like. Gene Ontology annotation, molecular function: calcium-dependent protein binding. The record is from RefSeq and is a predicted model, not a curated record. Bases 191 to 1543 code for a protein of 450 amino acids. NCBI's taxonomy places the organism in Eukaryota, Metazoa, Chordata, Actinopteri, Labriformes, Labridae. The transcript has 6 exons.
UCGUUAAUAUUGGAUAAGAAAUAUUUUUCAAUUUCCCAAACAGUGUUUUUUAUUUCUAUUUAUUUUAUGAAAAUGUAAGAUGAGGUGAUAAAGGUUUGCAGUACCGCGUGGCAGUGACCUCACCACGUUUAACUUCCGUGUGCGGGUUUGUUCAUCAACCGUUGGUGCCAGUUGUGUGGCUGCUGGAGACAUGGACAAGGACAACCAAACAAGCUCCGCAUUUAGUUGGCACAGUCCAUUCAUUAAUUUCAAAAUUAAAGUAGAGAAUAAUUGUCACAAAAAAAGGAAAUAUGAUUCUGGCUCUGACUCUGGAUAUGAGACUCCAAACAAAAAAGUAUUUUGCUCAACAGAAAAGUAUGAGGAAGUGCUCUUAAAUCCUGCAGCUGACUUCGACUAUGAUGUCGAUGAUAUCUUGUGCCUUAAUCCCUGUGGUUCUUCUAGUGCUAAAGCAUUUUCUGACAAUGUUGAGAGCGAUCUAAUACAAAGUGGAAACUCAUUUGAAAAAGAGCCAGUUGUAAAUUCCCAUGUGACACAUGAGAAAAACACUGAAAUCGUAGAUUGGCAAGUGAAGGGAGAUGAGAAUAAAAACAAGAUUCUGAAUGUUAAAGAUGUGGAGAAGGACAAGGGUUAUUCCUCUGUGUCCUACAUUAAGGACCUUGAAUUGGGGAAGAACCUCUCUCAGUCAGCAUAUGCGCAGCUGCCCUCAGAAACCUUUAGUCCUAAAUUGAGGCAGAAACUAGAGGAUGACAGCCAGCCUCGAAGUUCCCCAGAGCAGCAAAGUUGUCACAAAGAAUUCACACUAUCUGGACAGGGCAUUUCCUUCAUAGGCAGUGAUUUGUGUCCCAUUGUUACUGGGCCACAGUUGGAGCCUUUGAGCUCUCCUGGAGAGGCUUUGGAAGGUGAUGUUGAAGUAUGGAAUAUAGGUCCCCCCAGAUUUGAGUCAUCUCUUUGCCAGCAAGUCUCGGAGAAUUUGGAUGAUAAUGUUGAGCAGGUGUCAGAGAAGUUGCAGGGAGAUGCUGAGCCAACCCCUCAGUGUCAUGCUGCACUCGGUGUAGAGGACCCCACACUGAGCAGCUUUGAGGAAACUAUCCUACCUCCUGUGAAGAUAAAAUCCGCUGUGGUUGCUGCAGGUCAGUUCACCUGCUGGAGCAAAGCAGCACCCUGGCCUGAGCACGACUUUGAAAAGCAAAGCCAAAGGGACAGUCACUACAGGCCGGUGAUGGGCAAAAGGGAGGACAUAGAACAUGAGAAACGUCUAUAUGUCCAUGCUGUCACCAGACACAUGAAUGAGAAGCCGCAUGACAGGCCAGCCGUAGUGAACGAGCUGCAGAACUUGAUGACUCAUGUGGCUGACCAGAGGUCAAGCACUUAUGGAGGACAGUGGCAGCACCCUUCUGAUCUCACACGAAGAAACUACAAGAAACGUUUUGGAAAUGCGAUGCCAAAAGUUUCCCUCAGAGAAUGGAUGGAAAUGAACAGCAGAAGAACACACAAGCGCUUUGCCAAGGUCCCCAAAACCUUUGAGAGAAGUGCUAUAGCUUGAACUAGGAGCUUUGGACAAUCUUAUUGCAUGUUAAAAUGUUCAAAGUAUUUCAUGUUUUAAGUGUGUGAUGUUUUGUAAAUGGUGCACUUAAGUGUUCAGGCACCUUGCCUUUUUACUGUGUUUGAAAGUUUUUUAUUGUAAAUUUAAUUUAUUGUGUUGUGUUUUUCCACUGACGUGCACAAGAUGCAUCUUUGCCAGCUUCUACAAAGCUUCCUUUAAGAGCUAUGCACAAGUAGAAUCUCACAGAAGUGACCAUGGAGCCUAAAGUACAUGAAACAUGACCAGCUUGGAUCUCAGCCAUUGAAUAAUGCACACUCUUAAAGUGAUCCUGUCAUUACAGAUAGUGGGUAGGCCUGCCCAGCUAUCCAGAGGGUAGUAGUGUGGGUGUCAGGGAGGCUUCAUGUCACAUGCUGUGCAGUCUGUGAGGCACGUGUGAAGCUGAGCAACCACAGCACUUCAUUUUACAUUUUAAGUGUUUUACCCAUCCAGUGUUGAGCCCAGGAUGGCAGCAGAGGGGAUGCUUCUGUUCUUUUAGUUAUCCAGCAUGCACUAUCAAUAACUAAAGACUAAAUUCCAUUUCUUGGGUCAGUGAUUACUCUUGUAUUGACCAAAGUUCAGCAUGGGACUUAAAGCUAUUUUAGUUUUUCUCAAGUCUCAUUGAUUUUGGAGAUUCAUUACAGAUUCAGGCAAAUAUAUUGUUGACUUGGCAAUAAAUGUUGUUGCCUGGAACCACG